AUGGCUCAAUCCCUAGCCUUAGGCGCAGUUUCUCAGAAAUACUGGAAUAAUUCUAAGCUAAAGCAUGGGGAGAAUAAGGUCCGGAUUGGCCAACACAACCGGCGAUUUGCAAAACGUCUUCAAAUUUUUAACCUGGCAGUAAGCAAGUUCACCGACUUUCUCACCGCUAAGUUUACCCAGAAGACGAACCACAAUGGCGGCGAAAGAAGUCCGGAAAUGCAGGGCUCCACCUUCAUCGCUCCCUAUUACUUGAACCUCCCCACCCAGGUGGACUGGAGGUCACUGGGCGCAGUUACUCCGGUCAGGCAGCAGAGCAGCAAUCAAAGCUGCGGCAGCUGCUGGGCCUUUGCGACCGCUGGGGCCCUCGAGGGUCAGCACUUCCGCAAGACAGGAAAUCUAAUCCCGCUGUCGCCCCAAAACUUGAUAGACUGUUCUGCACGAUAUGGAAACAGAGGCUGCGACGGUGGUUCAAUGGCCAAAUCCAUCGACUUCAUAAAGCACAAUGGUGGCUUAGCAACGGAGCAGUCAUAUCCCUAUAGGAACGUCCAAGGGGAAUGCCAGCAUAGGAGCGCCACCAUCGGAGCCACUAGCUCUGGAUUCGUGAAAUUACCCUAUGGCGACGAGAAGAAACUAGCCGAGGCCGUGGCUUCCAUUGGACCCAUUUACGUGAGCAUCGAUGGGUCUCAGGAAUCCUUCCUUAAUCACAAAUCGGGAAUUUACGAAGAUCCCAAGUGCUCAAGCUCAAUACAAAAGGCAGGGCAAAUACAUGAUGUCCUCAUCGUUGGCUAUGGCACCGAUCCGGCAACCGGCAAGGAUUACUGGCUGGUUAAGAACUCUUGGGGCACCGAUUGGGGAGAAAACGGAUACAUCCGGAUGAUACGCAAUGCGAACAACCACUGCGGAAUAGCCUCCUUUGCAAGGUAUCCUCUGGUUUAG
This is a messenger RNA of Drosophila takahashii, 936 nucleotides long. NCBI's taxonomy places the organism in Eukaryota, Metazoa, Arthropoda, Insecta, Diptera, Drosophilidae. The record is from RefSeq and is a predicted model, not a curated record.